Molecule: messenger RNA, 1974 nt
Organism: Trichomonas vaginalis G3
Lineage: Eukaryota; Parabasalia; Trichomonadida; Trichomonadidae
Product: Cullin repeat-like family
Exons: 1
Coding region: 1-1974 (657 amino acids)
Biological process (GO): intracellular protein localization; exocytosis; Golgi to plasma membrane transport
Cellular component (GO): exocyst
Source: RefSeq, a predicted model, not a curated record
AUGAAUAGAAAGCAAACUUUAUUUGGAAAGGUUAAUUUCCCAUAUGACCAAGGACAAGAUAAAUCAAAUCAACCAAAACGCUUAGCUCACGAAAUUACUGAUGUAAAUGAGGAAGUUGAAAAAAUUAUUGCAAAUACUGAUUCAAAAAAGCUUGCAGAUAAAAUCAGAGCACUUAACAUCGAUGAAGAAAUUGUCAACGAUACCAUUGUAGGAAUUUUAGAAUCUGAUUCCGAACUUUUUGUCAAUCUUUCUCAAUGUAUUACUUCAUUCGAAAGAGAGUUUGCAGAAUUCCCACAAAAAAUCGAUAGUUUGCUUAGCAUAGUUUCCGAGAUAUCAAGUUUACCAGUUCCAACUAUCGAUGAUAUUCCUUUACCACCAGAAUUGAAGAAAUCAGAAAUUCUUGACCAGCCUGCAUGGCUUGUGAACGCACCAUUAAUGUAUGAUGCAUUACUUCAGCAGCACCGCAUUGAAGAUUCCGUUGCUCUUGUUGUUAAAUGCCAAAAUUGUCAUGAACACAACAUUCCAUCAGUUUCUGAAUGGAUUGAUCAUACUCGUGCUGAACUUAAAGCAGAAAUACAUAAUCGACUUUCAAAUCUUCCAAUUAAUGGACAAGAAGCCCGUAAUGAAAUAAAUCAACUCAAAGACCUCGGAUUUGAGUCAGAUUCGAUGCCUCUUUUCCUCAAACUUGCAUCAAAAUCUCUCGCCAAGAAGAUGCCUCAAUUCAAAGAGACAGCACAAUUUAUUCCUUUCAUAACUAAGUCAACGCAAGUUCUUUGCCAAGAAAUAAUUACUACAAUGGAGUCAUUCUUCGCAUUAUUCGGUAACGAUAACAUCGCUUGCCUCACAGAUUGGGUUACUCAAGAAGUUUCACAAAAAUUACCAAUUUACAGGAACGACAUCAUGCCAGGAAAUUUUGCUUUCAUGCGCGAAGCUGUAAAAAUUACUCAGAAUGAGCUGAAAGUACUUUCCGACCAUGGUGUUUCUUUACUUCAAUUAUUUGCUGACAUGCCACACAGAUUUGCGGAACUUCUUGAACUUAGCCAGCAGCAGAAUGUCGCAGAGAUCAAUGCUACCAUCUCAGAAGAUAGUUUCGAUGCUCAGCCACCUAAAAAAGGAAAAAUUACUUUAUUGGAUUAUCCAAGCAGCAUCAGUUUCGACAAAUUCAAGAGCCAUCUUGACCAGUUCAUGAAAGACUUCGAGUUCCUCUACGAUCCAUCCAUCUUCUUCGAUUGCGACACCCAAAUUAACACCGUUUUGCUUUCUUACGGCGAAAUGUGCAUUGAUUUGCUCGAAUCCCUCGAGGAAGAAGAAGACACGGAUGAUAUCGAUGCAUUCGCAAUGUUUAGAUCCAUUUCCGUCCAACUUUCCAAAGUAUCAACUUAUUUGUUACCAGAAGUUAUGAAAGCUUUCAGAAGAGUGACUUAUUAUGAAUCACCAACCAAGAAACAGACCGAAGAAGCUUGCCACAAGGCAAUUGACACUGUUUGCACACUUCAUGUGAAAUACUUCUUCAAUGCAUGGAACGCAAGCAUCGGAGAUGUAUCCAGUCCUUUCCUAAACUUCCAAUGGGAGUCAACAAACGAUGUAGAUGACCAAUUUGAGCCAGCAUUGAACAGAAUUUCGGAAUUCAUUGACAGUUUGAGACUCCCGACAGCAAUUUAUGACAAGACACUUUGUAUAUUCUUGGAUCAGUUGUUAAUUGCUGUUAAAGAUGCUGGAAGAUUCAUUGAAGACGUUUCGAUGUUAAAUUCUUUCGAUUUCCACUGGACAUUGUUCUCACAAUUGCUUAAAGAACAAUUCCCAAGAGAAGCAAUGGACCAAUUCACUGCAAAUGUUCGUUUAAUCGAAAAAGAUAUUUGCAGAACUAAUUUCAUCAACGAAAACGAGACAAUGACACCAAUGAUGAUGAUGAGAGCAGUUAAGGCUUUCAUUGAAGCUGACCAAGAAGAGGAAGAAGAAGAAACAAAGAAAUAG